CAAGGGGUAUAACUUUUUGAUUUGCAGUGUGAUUUUCUAUAUGAGUUUGACCUCCGUAAUAAGAAAAUUUGAUUCCUAAAAACAGAUUAUUAAUACACAUCGAAUUGAAAUGAAAAAGUAUAAAGAAAGUGCUAUCCUACUAGUGUUAUUUCUGAUAAAUAUUGUAUAUUGUGACAUAUGUUAUAAUUUUUUAAAUCGCGAAGAUCCUUGUAUAACUUUAUGUGAGAAAACACCACUUUCUUUCACAAACAGCAAGUACAUUAAGUCUUGUUGUCAACGAGGUUGUAGAUUUUUUAAUUUAGUGGACUUGAAUUAUGGACUGGAACCCAAUGGUUUAAAUGGCACUAGGGAUGCCUGUGAAGCUUACCCUGGUAUUCGAAAAGAGCUUCUUCCAAGGUGGUGGGAUUCCAAUGGGUUUAAAUUACCUCAGACUUAUAUUAAAACUGUUCCAAUGGAUGCUGGAACCAUGGACUAUGAGACCCCAUCAGAUUAUUCAGGAGAAUCUGAACCAACUUCAUCAUGGAUACCCGGAUCCGAUUGGUUUCAGUGUGCAUCAAGACAUGCUGGUAUGCCUUCAGCACGUUUUGCUUCUGCUACAGCAGCUGCAGUAGCAUUACUUGCAGUAUGUAUGUAUUUAUAUAGUGUGUCUUCAGAAAGAACACAUGAUAAUAUAAAAGAAUUUUUUGUUGAUAAAUCCAAAGCAUCAGGUAAAAUCACAUUGUAUAUACCAGAUGAAGAACCAUUGCAUAAAAAGCCUCCUCCUAAGUAUACUGAUAUUAAUAAUGAAUUGGAUGUUAACAAUGAAUUAAAUGUUAACUUAAAAGUUUAAGUACCUUGUUAUUGGAAUAUUAAGUCAUUUUGGAGAUUAUUAAAUAUAAUUAAUUAAUUAUUAAAAAAAAUUAAAUAUAUUCACUAAAGUUUGAAUAUAUAUAAAAUAAUAUAUUUACAUUACAGUUGCCCUUUACAUUUUCUGGCACUGUUGAAAUGUUUGCUUCUCAUAAGAUGCUAUUGAAAAAUUCAUAAAUUAAAUACAAGUUUUGAUAUAAUAUAUAUAUGUAAAAAUAAACAACAAUUUAAGUCAUUAAUGUUUCAUGCUUUCAACUUUAAUAAAUAAUCAAUUUAAAAUUGAUUAUUCCAAGAAAGUAUUAAUUGAGUGCAAUAAUAUAGAACAGUAUAUAUAUUUGAAGUAUUUCAUAUGUCAUAAAUUUUCUUUUACAUAAGUAGUUAUAAUGUUUAUCGUAAUAUUUUUGUUUUCUUGAAAGAAUUAUUAUGCAAUGUGAUACUGAUGCUUUUUACAUUCAAUCAAAAUAGUGAAGAUGGUUAAUGUAUGCACGUGAUAGACUGGUUUAAAGACUGUACAACUUUUUUACAUCAAUAUCAAAAGCCAUUUUAGGCACAUAUAAUAUUAUUUUUAAUAUAAUUUAUAAGGCAAACAACUCUAUAAUAAUCAAUAUAACAAUUUUCCAUAAAUCACAGAUUUUAUAGAACCGAACUAUUCCUUUAUUUUUUAUCACUAUAGUAAUAAGAAAUAAGUAAUUGUAUCUAUGGAUGCAUUUAUAGAAAUAAUCUAGAUUUAUCAUUUUUGAGAUAUUAUUGUCGUCCUAGAUGGAUAAUUUGUUGAUAUUAGCUGUUGACUUUAAACAUUUUUGUGACAUGAGAUUUAUGUGUUUUUAAAUAAAGUAUUUAGGAAAAAUUAAUGGUUA
Messenger RNA from Polistes canadensis, 1703 nucleotides. Its product is annotated as transmembrane protein 59-like. Bases 110 to 829 code for a protein of 239 amino acids. The record is from RefSeq and is a predicted model, not a curated record. The transcript is spliced from 4 exons. NCBI's taxonomy places the organism in Eukaryota, Metazoa, Arthropoda, Insecta, Hymenoptera, Vespidae.